AUGUUAGGGCUGCAUAUAAAGAAAAUUUUAUGUAUUGACAAAUGUUUUAAUUAUAUUUCAUGGACUAGUCGUAGUCGAAACCUAAUUUUGAAAGUAGUGUCCAGACACAAGCCAUUGGCCUCUGAGGUGCUUACUUGUCACCUGCGUCAACGGAAUCUGCCUCACUGGACAUCUUUUUGUGUUUAUUAUCACCGUGUAGUUAAUGACCAGUUUGGACUCUCACAUUUUAACUGGGAGGUUGAUGGCAAAAACUACCAUGUUCUCAGAACUGGCUGUUUUCCCUACAUUAAGUACCACUGUUCCAGCAGACCAUAUGAAAACCUUGAUGCAGAAAACUACUUUUACACUUUUCUGAAAGCUGUCAACUUGG
Messenger RNA from Candidula unifasciata, 370 nucleotides. The record is from the annotation of a GenBank genome assembly. NCBI's taxonomy places the organism in Eukaryota, Metazoa, Mollusca, Gastropoda, Stylommatophora, Geomitridae.